AUGCAGCAGGCCUUUCAUAUCGCGUUUCCACGCUUGCGUAUACACCCUCUCGUCGGCUGCGCGAAUUCUCAAUCGUCAUGCCAGGGCCUGACUCAUGCACUCGGACGGUGGACCAAUCACUUUUUGCAAAAUCUACCCGAAGCCUUCCCAUCAGAUUUAGCAAAACCCUCGAAAGCCAAUCAGAAGCCCAUUACCAAGCUAGACGAAGUAUUUAAUGGGAAAAGUUACCGAUUCAAACCGGCUUCCACAGAACUGCUGCUGCGUCACGCCGACAUGUCGCCUCGAUUGCUCUUCCGUGUAAAACCCAUAAAGCCCGGUACAUCAAGGACUCGAAGUUCAACGCUACAGAUUAGAGCUGAGGCCAAGCAGGAGUUCUCCCAUCUGGCACCUGGUCGGAAUGACGACCACUUUAGCGCGCCUCGAGACAGCAUCAUUGCAAGGUUCAGCGACCUUGUCGGUGGGUCUGCGUCUACAGGAGGGACCAUUUGCACAACCUCAAGAAGACUGACCUCGCCCAGAGCAUCAUCCCAACAAGACAGGUUUCCUGCGUGGCAUCUCUGCGCAGCACACCACCAGCUCUUGUACAUCCUAACAAACUUGGACGAAGUUCCACUUGACUUUUGA
This is a messenger RNA of Protopolystoma xenopodis, 624 nucleotides long. The record is from the annotation of a GenBank genome assembly. NCBI's taxonomy places the organism in Eukaryota, Metazoa, Platyhelminthes, Monogenea, Polystomatidea, Polystomatidae.